UAAAAGAUUUCAGAGCACCUGCAAGACUCUGUGUGUGAAAUAUUUUCACUGGAAAGGAUUCAAAUCUUUAAAAAAGGGUUUUACACAGAGGCAGCAUUACGCCAUUCUUCCUCCUUGGAAAAAAAACUCUCAGAUUUAAACAAGACUCCUUCAAGUAUUCAGACAGUUUUCAAGCAGAAAAGCAGGAGGUAAACUUCACCUUUCAGGAGCACGUUCUUCACAGCUGCUCGGCGGAGAACAUAGAUUACAGCUGAAUUCAUGUUAGUUUCCACUAUGGGACUGGAGAACGACAUUAAGCAAACAGAUUUAAAGAGGAAACUAAGAAAGUUGUUCCUGCUAGCAUUGGUUUUUUAUUUGUUUCAUGUUGCCGUAUGCCAAUUUGGUGGACCUUUUGCUUUUUCUUUCUUCGGUGAUGUUCAAAGGAAAAUCAGAAGAUGAAAAUACUGAGAUUUAUCCAUUUACUACUUUGGUAUCUGACUUGGGACUACCUGAGUCUUGUCCCUUUGUUGUUGGGCCUUUCUGAACAAGGACACACUCACCCAGGACCUAAACUAGAGAUUCCAAUUGCAGGAGGGAAAGAGAAGACUCCUUUAUUGAAGGCCAACACAACUAGGUCAGGAAAUGUUGGCCACGCAGUAGGUGCUGCAAAAGCUAGAAGCAAGAGUACAGUUGCCCAAACCAGGGUUCUCCUAACUAAAAAUGAUGAGGCAAAGAAGGAAACUUUGAAAAGACCCACUCCUGAAACAAAGAAUGGCAACACUGAGAAUAAGCAGGUUGGGGAGAAAAUAGUGAAUACAAGGCCAUUGCUAAUUGGUGGAAAGGCCUCUACCAAAAUUGUCAAUGUCCAUGCAGAUUCUGCUGGAUUCAAACCUAAAAAACCUACAAACCCAAUUACAGAGAAAGAACAAAAAGACACUUUUAAACACCCCCUUAUAACUCCUCAUGAGUAUAUGUUAUCACUGUACCGAGCUCUAUCUGAUGCUGAAAGGAAAGGUGUGAAUGGAAGCCUGAAACUUGAGGCAGGGUUAGCUAACACUAUCACCAGUUUUAUAGACAAAGGUCAAGAUGAGCGUCUGGCGGUGACAAGAAGACAAAAAUAUAUUUUUGACAUCAAUGCGCUCGAAAAAGAUGGUUUGCUGGGUGCAGAACUGCGUAUUCUAAGAAAGAAAUCCACAGAUGCCAAAUUCCAGCUUUCUGGAAAGUUUUCCCAGAUAAAAUUGUACAUUUGCCCAGCAAAUAAGAGGCCAGCUACUCUUUUGGACUCUCGGGCACUUAGUAAUAGUGAUACAUCAAAGUGGGAAGUUUUUGACAUUUGGAAACUUUUCAAAAACUUCAAAAACUCUGCUCAGCUGUGUUUUGAACUAGAGGUGUUGGAAAAGGGCAAGCCUGUUGACUUAAAGACUGUGGGUUUUAACAGAACUGGUCGUCCAACCAAUGAGAAAGCAAUAUUUCUUGUCUUUGGUAGGACAAAGAAACGGGACUUGUUCUUCAAUGAAAUUAAAGCCAGGUCUGGCCAGGAUGAUAAAACUGUCUAUGAGUAUUUAUUCAACCAAAGAAGGAAAAGAAGGGCCCCUUUUUUAGCCAGAAAGAGGCCAAAUAAAAAUUCAAAAGCAAGAUGUAGCAAGAAGCCCCUUCAUGUCAACUUCAAGGACAUGGGGUGGGAUGACUGGAUUAUCGCACCUUUGGAGUAUGAGGCUUUUCAUUGUGAAGGACUUUGUGAAUUUCCAUUGAGAUCUCAUCUAGAACCUACAAAUCAUGCAGUAAUUCAAACACUAAUGAAUUCGAUGGAUCCAGAAUCUACUCCCCCUACCUGCUGUGUUCCAACAAGGCUGAGCCCAAUCAGUAUUCUGUAUAUAGACUCUGCCAAUAAUGUGGUCUACAAGCAGUAUGAAGACAUGGUUGUUGAAUCUUGUGGCUGCAGGUAGCAACAGCUGCUAAGGCAUAUUGACCUAAAAGACAUAAGCAAGAACAUAACAUUGGGUGCAAAGUUAAAAUGCACUUUUAAAUAUUACCACUGUACAGAAUGCAAUAUUUUUUAAUUCAUGGACUAUAAAUCUAUAUGACAUGGAUUACAUUUCUGGGUGAACUCUACAACAUGUACAAAAGUAAGACUUGAGAAUUAACCAAAUUUUUUCUAAAUCAGAAGAAGAAAAUAUAUUUAGAGGUGAUCAUGCUGAAAGCGUAAUCAACGGCAAUGUUUUUGUUCAUUUUUUUCUCAAAAGCGUCAAUAGUAUGCAAAAAUACUUUUAAAGUGAACUGUUAUCCUUGAAUGCUUAUAUUAAGAAACACGUUUUAACCUAUAUUGGUGGCUGUGGUAUACUAUAUAUUACUGUAUUCUAGAAGACAGACAUUUUGUGGCACCUUAUUCAGGCCAUUCAGUAUGUAUAAAGUGAAGUAUUGAUGAUGAUGUUAAGUUUUAUUGACUAUUUUCAAAUUAUAUGAUUGUAAAAAAAUAAUUAAUUUCUAAAGGUGUUCUUUGGUAUUGCAACUUUUUAAUUACCAAAUACUUAGUAAACAAAUUUUAAAUAAUGACUGCAUACUUGUUGAAGCUAGAAUCUUCUAUAGCCAGUCAGAUCAUUGUCAUUACUAGAUAGAAAAAUCUUCUAUAAAACAUAUGUAGUAAAAAUCAAGGCUUCCUCUUAUUAUCAAAGUGCAUUACUUUUGAUGAAUAGUAAAAUUUCCUACCUUAACACGAACAUAUACCUUGCGUUUAACCACCUUAAAUAGUCAUUAAAAGGAAAAAUAAAUUAAAUUCAAAAUGUGUAAAACUAAGCAUUAAUAAAUACCAUGACUGUUAUUAUAACAUACUUAUUUUCAAGUGAAAUUAUACAUAUGUUUAGUUAAAAUAAAGAAUAACCACAUGGGGUUGGAA
Molecule: messenger RNA, 2872 nt
Organism: Rana temporaria (common frog)
Lineage: Eukaryota; Metazoa; Chordata; Amphibia; Anura; Ranidae
Gene: GDF5
Product: growth differentiation factor 5
Exons: 2
Coding region: 435-1925 (496 amino acids)
Biological process (GO): BMP signaling pathway; SMAD protein signal transduction
Cellular component (GO): extracellular region
Molecular function (GO): growth factor activity; cytokine activity
Source: RefSeq, a predicted model, not a curated record